UCUGCCAGCGUUUCAGCGAGCUAAGAAAGCGAGCAGGCUGCGCUCACAUCGCGUGGGUGAGGAACACGCACGGAACGUGCCCGAAGAAAAUGCUGCGCAUUUUGGAUGUUAAACUUGGCAUAUAACCUAGCUAUAGUUUACAGGAACGCUUUCACGUUUUUAAGUGACGACGAACCUCUCAAUAUGUUAUAGUCUUUGAGAGGUGAACUAGAAAGUGUACAAACCACCCGACCCGAAGCUACUGCUGUGAAUAUUUUCCACACCAGGAGAGGAUGGGAGUGGAUAUGACAACCAAUUGGAUUAUCCAUAUUUGGAUUAGACAAUUAAUCGUUUGUCUGUGCGCACAGGUAGUUUUCUCGAGACCAAGCUGUAACCCGCAUCAAUAUGUGCGAGAUAGGAGGUGCUGCAAAAAAUGUGAACCAGGGAUGUAUGCGCUUUCCCUCUGCACCAGCUCACUGGACACCAUCUGCCGGCCGUGUGGAACCAAUGAGUAUCAACCGGACUGGAACAACGAGACCAGGUGCCUCACGCAGAAGUUCUGCGACAGAGGGCGGGGUUUUGACCCGGACCGGCGGGAGAACCACACCGCGGCCGUGCCGUGCCGCUGUCUCCCCGGGCUCCAGUGCUCCCUGGUCAACUGCGAGUUCUGCGAGAGGAUGCCCGUCUGCCCGCCCGGAUACGGCCUCGCCGUGGGAGACAUGGGCCGAGGAUCCUGCUCGGAGUGCGGGCCGGGACUCUUCUCCAACCUGUCCUCUGCGAUCGAGCCCUGCAGGCCGUGGACCGAUUGCAAAGCACUGGGGAGAGCAGAGAAACAACCCGGGACUACGGAAACGGACGCAGUUUGUGGGCCCCGUGUUCCCGGAAGUGCCACAUCCUGGGUCAUAGUCGCCGUCCUCUCAGUAAUUAUUGUGAUAUCUCUGGUCGUCCUCUUCCUGUUUUGCUGCAAAGAUAAGCUGAAGUCUCUCACUGAAAAUGUGCGAACAUGUGUGCAGGACCUGAAGAGGAACUCGAUGCUGCAGGAAACGGCACUGACCCCCUACGCGGCCGGUGACGGGAUGCAGGACUGCACCCUGGAGGUCACCUGCCUGAUCCGCCAGGAGGGGGAGCCCCAGGACUCCCUCUGCGCCUCGGCGGUGGACGAGCGCGGGGCCGGGGGCGGGGCGGGGCCGGCGGGGGGCGACGCGUCGGCGUCAGAGUCCGGCCGCAGGCAGAGAGCCCCCCCGCCGGGGCCCUGCAGCUGCACGCUGUCCCUGAAGGAGCCCCUGGAGCUGGGGGAGAACGAGGACUGCAGCCAGGCCGUGGCCCCCUGCUCCUGCGCGGACGCCGGCGCACAGCGCCCCCUGCGGGAGACGGCGGGGACCUGCGGGAACUGCCCCGCCGUGACGGCCUGCCCUCGAUGUGCGCACCGGCACGGGUCAUGUGACCGCUGCCUGGAGCUCUGUGGCCGGGGCGGUGGGGGGACUCAGGGCCAGAGGGGCUGCCCCAGUAUGGACUCCACGGCUAAAGCAGCCCUGCCGUUGGUCAGUGGCUGUGAGCAGGGCCUCUCUCUUCACCUGUCCACAGGUGACAUCACACAGGGCCCUGGGCUGGAGGGUCAGACUGUGGCAGCAGGCCACGUCACCGGAAACAAUAACACCACCUUCAUUUCAAACGGACAAGUGAUGAACUUCAGCGGGGACGUCAUUGUGGUGUACGUCGGGCAGGACUCUCAGGGCGACGGCGAAGACCUGGACGACGCUUUUCCCAACCCUGUUCAGGAAGAGACCAACAAGGAAGGCUUUGAAGGGGUCACUAAGCCUAAGACAAGCCAAAUACCACAGGAGAGUAUGUCAGUGUUCUGAAGAACACUGCCACUGCCACUGCCGCCACUGCCCGGAAUAUAUUUUCAACCAAAAGGCAUGCUAAUGGGUGAUGAUCAGGGGAAGGGAUGCACUCUGGGUCACGUAGGCUUUCAGGAAUCUGUCAUUUUAUUCUAUGGUUUUGUAACUUUGAUUUUUGUCAUAGCAUCCAGAAUGCUAUGAAUGAUGUAUUACAAAUAAAUGCCAUGCAUUUCUUAA
Messenger RNA from Conger conger (European conger), 2057 nucleotides. RefSeq names its product tumor necrosis factor receptor superfamily member 11A-like. Gene Ontology annotation, cellular component: external side of plasma membrane. The coding region runs from base 273 to 1841 and encodes 522 amino acids. The record is from RefSeq and is a predicted model, not a curated record. The transcript has 10 exons. Gene Ontology annotation, biological process: multinuclear osteoclast differentiation; ossification; response to interleukin-1. Gene Ontology annotation, molecular function: cytokine binding; tumor necrosis factor receptor activity. NCBI's taxonomy places the organism in Eukaryota, Metazoa, Chordata, Actinopteri, Anguilliformes, Congridae.